AGAAGAAAAAUAAGACGAAGAAGAAGAAAACGGCUCAAGGAGGAGCCGAAGAAGAAGAAGGGCCAGGCAGCAGAAACAAAAGAAGAAGAAUUAAACCUUCCCGGUUGUCGUGCCGCUUCGUCCGGCAGUGGCGGCGACUUACAAACUGUUUAGAAACCGGGUUAAGGCGCAGCGAGACCCGAGCGGCUAAAUCACUGAAUUUCACUUGAAGUUCAGCAACGUUUUCCAUGGCGUAGCUUUUAGUUGACACCCGGCGUUGAGUCGAGCUCAUCAUUGCAACGACAGGGCCCAGAGUGAUGGAGAUGGGCUCAGUGGUGCUGGAGGAUAUUGUAUUUCGAGGUGUGGAGUUCAAUGUAAAGAUUGAAGUGGAGAAGGGUUUGCUGAUUGUUGAGAUCUCUGACUCAAUGACAGCUGAUCAGUGGAGAGGGGAGUUUGAUCCAGCAUACAUUGAAGACCUCACCCGCAAAACUGGCAACUUCAAGCAGUUUCCCAUUUUUUGCAGCAUGUUGGAAUCUGCUGCCAAAAAGAUGAGCGAUUCUGUUACCCUUGACCUCCUGACCUAUGCUGACCUGGAGCUCCUUCGAAACAGAAAAGCAGGGGUUGUCAGUCGUCCUCGUGGCCAGCAGCAGUCAUCUGCUCUCAGUGCCAAACGAUAUCUUAUCCUCAUCUACACUGUGGAGUUUGACAGGAUACACUACCCCUUACCCCUGCCCUACCUGGGAAAGCCUGACCCAGCUGCUCUGCAGAGGGAAAUCAGAGCCCUGAGGACUGAGCUCAGUGCUCUCACCUCACAUGGAACUCACAAAGCAGCAGAGCUAGAAAUACAGCGGCUACGAGCAGAGCUGGCGCUGGUGAAAGAGGAGAAGGAGGCUAUGGCCAAGACUCUGGAGCGGCUUCAGAUUGGUGGAAGCAGUUCCACACCUGGAAGAGAGGAUUGGAGGUUCAGAGAUGUGGUGAGGACCCUGGAGGAGCAGCUUGUCAAGGAGAGGGCCAAAAGCCAACGUUCAGCAAGCAAGAGAGGCCAGGAACAGCGCCUCCUAGUGGAGCAGUUGGAGGAGCUCAGGGCGUCAGAGUGUGCCCUCCGGAUUCGUGUCAAGAGUCUCACAAAUGAACUGGCGUUACUACGGAGAGGGUUAGACAAUCUCAGCAUCCGAGUGACUCCAGUUCGGUCUGGUUACAUCGGGACACGGGGUGAUGGAGAAAUCUAUCGCUCACUCUCCCGUGAGAGGAGGUCUGGGUACGGGACAGUAAGAGCUCGCUCAGGAUCAAGAGAAAGGAUAGAAGACAGAGUGCAAAGGUCAGAGGAAAGAGGAAGAAGAGCAGACUCCUCAGGACCACGUGCUCGCAUCCCGAGGCCAUCACCCUCCCCCACCGGAUCGCGGGGACCACGCUUUGACCCCACUGCCUACAUCCAGGACAGACAGCGCCGACAGAAGGAAGCAGAAGUCAAGAAACAGAGGAAGGUCCGGAGGGACAUGCUGACGUCACCGGUUGUCCCUGAAAGGGGCCGUUCACGCUCGAGAGAGGCCUUUCCUCAGGCAGCCCGGUCUGGCAGCAGAGGCAGGAGUUUAUCUGUAGAGCGGAGGAGGAGCAGGAACUCGUCUGAAAGCUCAUUGGUAGACAUGGACGAAAUGGCCAAAACUCUGUUCAGAGGAAGAAAACAGACUUACAACGGCCCGACAGUGUCUAGGGGAAGCCUUGUGACCCGGAAGCCAUUAUGCAGCACGCCCACACAUAGGAUGAAGUCAGACAGAGAAAGCUCCAUAGACACAGGUGCUGAGCUGUCUGAGAUCGAUGCCAGGCUGCAGGCGCUUCAGGACUAUAUGAGGGACCUGGACACAGGACACUGACAGCACAACACUGGAACUGGGAUCAUUGUUCUGAAAUCGCACAAUAUCAGUGCUCAAGCCAGAGCCGUGGAUUUCUUUUACUAUGCACAGACUAACGAAGGCCCAUAUCAUGACUCACACAUGAUUGAUGGGUUCAGAGACACAUGUCCAUAUAAGUGGCUUGAACUCCCCCUGGACCUCUGCUGUCUGGAAAACGGUACAGUAGCUACCACUGUGAAGCUCUUUGAGCUAAUUUCUGUGGACUGCUUACAAUGAUUUUUUUUUUAUGCCAAGGUUUUAUUAAUUUAAAAGAUUAUUUUGUCUGCUGAGUGUAGCAUUCCCUGUUCCUUUAUACCAUGUCAACCUCACCAAACUGUGGUGGAUAUCUGGUUGUAAAGUUUCACAGUACCUGAGUGUUGACAGAAACUUGUAAAUCAAAUUUUAUUUUAAACCUUUGCCAGUUUCUGUUUUUUUUUCUUGUCUUUUUAUACCUAUAAAUGGCACUACGAGUCCC
Molecule: messenger RNA, 2343 nt
Organism: Myripristis murdjan (pinecone soldierfish)
Lineage: Eukaryota; Metazoa; Chordata; Actinopteri; Holocentriformes; Holocentridae
Gene: ccdc61
Product: coiled-coil domain containing 61
Exons: 13
Coding region: 297-1850 (517 amino acids)
Cellular component (GO): ciliary basal body
Source: RefSeq, a predicted model, not a curated record